CCCCCCUUUCCAACUACAAGCGAACACACCUCACCCCUCCGUUUGUGAUCGGCAGGUGCAGAGCACACGUCUCCAAUGAGCACAUCAGAGCGCAAAGUUUGGAUGAAUUUACCAUCAAAGUAUCUUUGAAUCAUUCAGGAAACAUACUGCCUUCUUUUUUUAAGCCGUCCUUUUCUCUGGAUGUCCCCUCAUGUUUCUCCACUGCAACGCCGUCUUCCAGGUGGAUCUUGGGGACUCGAAUCCUUUUCGGAGGAUUAACAGUUAGCUCCUCAAUCUCGUCUCGGGUUUCUGUAAAAGAUGCCAAAACGAAAGUACAAAGAAUACCUGGAGCCUUGCAGUAGCUCAGAAACACCAAGAUCUAUGCUCAGAAGAAUGGGUCAGCAGAAGGCUGUAAUUGAGAAUCAGAUCUCCUCAGAUGAGGAAUUGCCACUGCAAGACAGCAACUCUUGAUAGAGGAGGAGGACCUGUACAGUUAUUCGCAAGAAAUAAUAACUGGAGUGGAACAUGAGAGUUUGCAACUUGUGAGCGAAGAACACGCGUUGUCUUCAGAUGGAGAAGUUUCACAAGUGGGAGAACACACUGCACAUGUUGGUCAACAGCCUGUGAUAGAGGAUGAGGACCACUCUGAUUACUUACAUGUGACAGAUGUACCUGGAUGAGACGAUGAGAUUCGGCAUCUUGCAAAUGAGGCUUUGACUUCAUCAGAAGGUGAUGUAGAGACACUGCAAGACAGCAUUUCGUCAGAUGAAGAUUCAGAGUCGGCAGAAGAUAACAACUUGGACUAUUCAAAUGAUCCACAUAGGAAGAGAGUAAACAUGGAUAUGGACACGCCUCUGGCGGCCACAGGUACAACAUCAAGGGCUGAGGCAUUACUAAUGAUCAUGACCUAUGCUGCAAGGCAUCAAAUAACUGGAUCUGCGCUUGAUGAUUUACUCAAACUUAUCAAUCACUUAUUUGGGCAAGAUGUUGUACCAGGGUCAAAGUAUGCCUUUAACAAAGUGUUUCAAAAUAACAUAGACAAAGUCGAGUUUCAUUUUUACUGUAAGGCCUGUCAAAAGGAUGUGUUGGAGAACAGUGUUACACAGUGUUUGGGGUGUAAUUCACCAGUUGAGCCAAAAACCCUCAACAAUGGCAGCUUCUUUAUCAGUGUCCCAAUAUCUCUCCAGAUUCAGCACAUUCUUCAAACUCCAGAGCUACAGAGCCAGUUGAGCUACCGGGUGAACAGACCAGGGAAAGCAGAAAACAUUAUAUCAGACAUUUAUGACGGUGACCUGUACAAAGUCCUGUCAGAACCAGGUGAAAUUUUAUCUGACCCUAACAACCUGUCAUACACAUUCAAUUCAGAGCCUCAGAUGCAUGUUUUUCUUAAGCCUUUUGUAGAUCAAGCAAAAGUGCUUGCAACCAAGGGAGUGUCGUGGAGAAAGGAUGGGAAAGUUGUCAUCAGCAAAGUUGUGGGUGUCUGCUGCUGUGUUGAUUCCAAGGCCAGACCAGCAAUGCAGAACUGUACACAGUUCAACGGGUAUUUUGGUUGUGGUUUCUGCCUCCACCCAGGCACACUUGUAAAUGGACAAGUGAAAUACACUAUCACAGAAACAGAUUACCCUGACAGAGAUGCAGAGAGCAUGUUAAAUGACAUGGAGGAAGCUGUCAUCCUACAGAAAAAUGUAAGGGGAGUAAAAGGGCCAUCUCCUUCGAUUAAUAUGCCAUGCUUUGACAUUGUGUGGGGCUUUGUCCCUGAUUAUAUGCAUGCUGUUUUGUUGGGUGUUGCAAGGCAGCAUGCAGCCCUUCUACUUCAGAGCACAGAUGAGCCAUAUUACAUUGGUGACCCAAGUACAUUGAGAGUAUUGAAUGAGAGAAUCCAAAAUAUCAAACCACCACACCUUAUCACUCGACUUCCCAGACCCAUCUCAGAUAUUAAAUACCGGAAAGCAUCAGAGUGGAGGGCUUGGCUGCUGUUUUAUAGUUUGCCAUGCCUGGAAGGACUUAUAGAUGGGAAAUACACAAAGCAUCUUUCCCUUCUUGUUUCAGCAGUCUACCUGCUUUUGCAAGAAGAAGUUAGUUUUGAGGAGGUCAACAAAGCAGAUGAGAUGCUGUUAGAAUUUGUGAUAAGAUUUCAAGCACUGUUUGGAGAGACAGCCAUGACCUCAAAUGUCCAUCUUCUCACACAUCUGGCCAAGUCUGUGAAGUUGUUGGGUACUUUACGGGCACACUCUGCCUUUGUUUUUGAAAGCGCUAACGGGAAUCUUCUUAAGUUGGUACAUGGCACAAAAGAUGUUCCCAAACAGAUUGUGGGCAAAUUUUUGCUUCACAGAUCAAUUUCCCAUUUUGCAACCAAACACAGAGUAAGUGACCGUGUUUUUGGUUUCUGUAGUCAAAUGAGUGACUACUCAAAAGUUCAGAAUUACAAAAAAAUGCCACAACACCACGGUUCUGGAUGGUGGACGAGUCAAACAUCUCACACAGGCAGAGCAGCAGGCUUUUGGUGCAGCAGGACAACAGCCUCCAAAUGAAAUCCUCACACACAAGAGAAUGAUUCACCAAGCUCUUGUUUUUACCAGCCGUGAAUACAGUCGAGCAAAGAGACGCAAUGAUUGGAGCGUCAGAUUGGCUGAUGGAUCUAGGGGAGAGUUGCAUCAGAUUCUCUCUUAUGAGGUAGAUGGAAAAAGCGAACUUGCCCUGCUUUUCAUUCCAUUUUACACACUUCCAGCUGCCUUCCCACAAGAGGUGUCUGUGCCACACAUGGCCUGCGUCAGACAUGGUGAUAGAUCACAAAUGCAGCUGAUUUCAGUAGAGAGACUAUACCACAAGUGUCUUGUCAUAGAAUGUGCUGAGAAAGUGUUUGUGUGUGAUUUACCAAACACUUAUGAGAGAGAUUAAAACAUGGCAGUAUUUGUUCACAUUAGGGACACCUUAGUGACUUGUACUGUACAUGUUAUGAAAUCUGAUUAUCUUCAUUGUCAUUAAUCUGUCUUGAUGAUUAUUUCCUCAAUUUAUUGUGUGGUCUAUAAAAUGGUCAAAUAAAAUGUUUGAAAAUCUAAA
Micropterus dolomieu (smallmouth bass) is the source of this 3039-nucleotide messenger RNA. RefSeq lists its product as uncharacterized. The transcript has 7 exons. The record is from RefSeq and is a predicted model, not a curated record. Lineage: Eukaryota; Metazoa; Chordata; Actinopteri; Centrarchiformes; Centrarchidae. The coding region runs from base 816 to 2510 and encodes 564 amino acids.